Molecule: messenger RNA, 2175 nt
Organism: Exophiala xenobiotica
Lineage: Eukaryota; Fungi; Ascomycota; Eurotiomycetes; Chaetothyriales; Herpotrichiellaceae
Exons: 3
Coding region: 145-1245 (366 amino acids)
Biological process (GO): RNA methylation
Cellular component (GO): mitochondrion
Molecular function (GO): rRNA (uridine-2'-O-ribose)-methyltransferase activity
Source: RefSeq, a predicted model, not a curated record
AAACGUCACAAAUUAAAAGACAUCCCUACCUUACUUAAGGUACCUUACCUAGCCUACUCUUGACCAUCGGCCUGCAGAUACUGGCCACCUAGGUCGAGAACUUACGGUGUGCUCUGCUUACUCUUGCAGACGGCAGAGCGUGCUAUGCAACCAUGUAAUUCCCAACCCGCCUUCCGCUCCUUCACAAGCGCAAUACAUCACCAGUGCAAUUUCUUUCGGCCGGUCCCACGACCAUGUCUCCUCUGGACAAGCUCUACCUUAUUGCCUGCUGGUCCUAUAUCAUCAGCUUUCACCUCACCUUUACGCUGCUCACGCUCAAUUUUAACCAGCGGAGCACGCUUCUCGUCCUCCAGACGAUGGACUGAUCGACAACGAGGGGACCAGUUCGCCCGUGCGGCCAAGGUCCAGGGGCUCAAGAGCCGUGCGGCCUUCAAGCUGCUCCAGAUCAACGAUCGGUAUCGACUUUUCAAACCGGGAAUGACCGUUGUGGAUUUGGGUUUUGCGCCAGGGAGCUGGAGUCAGGUUGCGAUCGACCUGACCAAACCACGCGGUCGAGUCUUGGGCGUCGAUCUAAUCCCUGUGCAGCCGCCGAAAGGCGUCUCGACAAUUCAAGGCGAUUUUCUCUCGCCCGAUGUGCAAGCCGAGAUCAAAUCGUUCCUCCGCGACCCCGAUCGCGGCCGUCUGCGCCGUCCUCUCAUGUUCGGCAUGCCCGAGACACCGUCCGACGGACACAUUGACCAGGGAAUACUUGAGGAAGCGGAGGGGGGUUAUCUGGAAAGAGAAAGCCACAUAGCAGUCGAAGAGGCGGGACACCACCAAGAGAACACGGCAAGUGAACAAGAACAGGAGCAUGAACAUCAGGACAAGUGUAUCGACGUGGUGUUGAGCGACAUGUGCGAACCCUGGGACCCGCUCGAUGGGCUGUACAAGAAGAGCAUCAGUAACCCAUAUUACAGGUUGAUGAACACGAGUGGCAAUGCUUUCAGGGAUCACGCGGGUAGUAUGGAUCUUUGCAGAGCAGCCUUGCAAUUUAGCUACGACACUCUCAAAGUUGGAGGACAUUUCGUGUGCAAGUUCUACCAGGGCGUCGAGGACAAGGCGCUCGAGAAGAGCUUGAAGGCCAUGUUCCACAAAGUGCAUCGCGAGAAGCCCGAAAGUUCGAGGAGCGAGUCGAAGGAGGCUUAUUUCGUCGGCAUCAAGAGGCUGGCGAAAGUCGAUAAGGAUGCAGUGCUUGCUGGGCCUUAGAUUGCUGAUCUUUAGCUCGCUGUCCACACGGUGGUGCUUGGACUUGGAGUCUGAGACUGGGAAACACAGCGAGAGGCAAGAUCGACAACCUGCGUCCAGUUCUGAUGGCAGCCACUACCAUCAACCAAGCCCGUGAGGAUAGUGUUUCUGGUUAUAUGGAUUGGGAUCCAGGCUAUACUAUCCGACGUCCACGAAAUCUACGACAGAAGCGAUGACCGCUGGACUCAUUCAGUGGCAGGCUGCUGCCACUUUUCUGGUCAAAGUCUUAUAUCAACUCGCCCUCUUCAUCCUCGGCCGUCUCAUCCUCGCUGAACUCGAUGUCAGCGGCGGCAGCUUCAGCCGCCCUGUGCACUUCUUUCAGCCCACUGAGUUCCUCCACAUAGUCCUUCUCAUUCAGGGCCUUCUGCACGAAAUCCCAGCCAUCCGAAGUAUAAGCGUCCAGCACUUUUUGCGAACACGCACUGCAGCAAUCAUACGCCCUACCAGCGAUGUUCAUGUUCGUAAAUGUCGACAAGAACCCACGAAUUUGGUGUGGAAUCAGGCCUAACGGGUGGUCGCCUCUGUCUUCCGAAGACGACAACGACGCCGGCGCCGCUGCUCCAUCCGGAUGUUGCAGUAUCGACACGAGUAACUCGACGAGAAGUGCGGACGCUAUGGCCGCUAUCCCGGGUCGAGUGACAGUGCAUUGCUGAUCGAGAGUCUGAUCUUUCAUCGAGUCGGCCGGCGCCACGACGUCGUUGCAGAAAUAGCAUCCCAAGGCUUGCUCUGCAUUCUGACCCUCCACUGUGACGCCAUGCCUCAUGACGACGUACGUAUCGAAGCCAAGGGCGGCGUUCAUCACGAUCUUCCCAGCCGCCUUGCCCAUAACGGUCGGCAACCAUCUAGACUCCCUGGUAUCCAUAAGCAAGAAUAUAACAUCAUGUUCCUCGA